This is a messenger RNA of Solanum lycopersicum (tomato), 1754 nucleotides long. The record is from RefSeq and is a predicted model, not a curated record. NCBI's taxonomy places the organism in Eukaryota, Viridiplantae, Streptophyta, Magnoliopsida, Solanales, Solanaceae.
CCCUUUUUACUAAUAGUCCACUAUACUCGGUUGCUCUGAUUUCUUCUCAAGGUUCUGUUGAAAUUUGUAGAAUUUGAAUUUGAGUUUAAUAUUUUGGCCAGAAAUUUGUUGAUUUCUUCAAGUUUUGGAUUAAUCUGCUGCUGAUUUGUAUGGUGGUUCAUAUACUCGAGAAGAGAUAAAUGCAAUCACGAUUGAAAUCAUGCCUAAAACAUUACACAAAUAAAUCUAGUUGUUGAGGAGAAAGAUGAUUAAAGGAUCAAGAAAUUCAACAUAACACAAUUCUCUAUUUAUGCCUAAAACACUUGCUGUUAUUGAUGACAAAUAAAUGUCUUUGAAUAGAGAUAAUGUGUUUCAGGAAGUUGCUUCUGGCGAUAUUCCCUACUCCGAGUUACGAAUGUCAGAAAAAGCAGAGCUUGCAGCGGUGAGGGCGUACUUUGGAGUGCCGUGGCCGCAACGUAAUGAGGGAUUAUCCUACCAUGACAUCGUCCGACCCACCGAUGCUGGUCUUACAUUGAUCGAAUUCUACUUUAGGAAGUACAAAAAUUCAGCUCCUUUACAAGGUUGGUUGCAGAGAAUUCAAAAUAAACAGAUAACAAUUGAUGGUAAAGUUGUUAUCUUACCAGAUACUGAACUCAGAGCAGGUGCUGAAUUAGUAUAUCAUCGCCUUCCUUGGAGAGAACCUGAUGCACCUUACUUGCUAGAAGUACUAUUUGAAGAUGACUACUUGAUUGUUGUAAAUAAACCUUCUGGUUUGCAAGUUCUUCCUGGAGGGUUAUAUCAGCAGCGGACCGUCUUGACGCAACUCCAGUGGCAUGCAUGUAAGCUGACAACCACUUCGUCAGGUUGUCAAAAAACACAUCCAGUCCCAGUUCAUCGCUUAGGAAGGGGUACAUCAGGAAUACUGCUCUGUGCAAAAACAAAGCUUUGUAAAUCUCGCCUUGCAGCAUAUUUUGCUGAGGGGACGUCAGUUGUUGAAGAAAAAUGCACCAACUCAGAGUGCAAUACAAUGAGGAAGAUUUGCAAGAUAUAUCGGGCGCUAGUAAGUGGUGUGAUGGAUAUGGAUGAGGCUGUCAUCAAGCAACCAAUUGGUACAAUUAAAUAUCCUGGAGUUGCUAAAGGGUUGUAUGUUGCUUCUCCUUCAGGGAAGCCAGCUUUGAGCAGUGUUCGCGUUCUUGAAAGAGAUUCAGAGAGUAACUGCACAUUGGUUCAGGUUGAAAUUCAAUCUGGAAGGCCACACCAAAUCCGCAUCCACCUCUCUUUCAUAGGAUAUCCACUAAUUGGUGAUCCUCUUUAUGUAUCUGGUGGGCAACCGAAGUGCUUUCAUCCUGAAUUAUUGGAUGAAAGUUUUGAGAAAGAUGGUGGCUAUCAAAGACCUGAGAAUCCUGUUCCUGGAGACUGUGGAUAUAACCUGCAUGCCCAUCAAAUAGGUCUUAUUCACCCAAUAACAAAUGAGCUUAUCAAAAUUACAGCACCUCUUCCAGCUAUCCUUCAAACACGAGAUGAACGCGAGGCAAACCAGCCAAACUCCAGCUAGUAUGAGAUGAUUUAUAGACACAGAAAGAUAGACAAAGUUGCCAGUAUUGAGCAUUACCUGUUGUUUCGCUCAUUAGUUUCACUUUACUGUUUUUAAACAUCUCCAUUUCUGUUUUUCCCAUGAAUAUUUUCUGUUGUUCCUUUUUCCCCUUUUAUCGAUACGUAUAUUUCUCAUUUGAUGCAUUUUUAAUGAUAAACUGAAUCGUCAUUAUAUUAUUAUA